Messenger RNA from Thlaspi arvense, 1773 nucleotides. Lineage: Eukaryota; Viridiplantae; Streptophyta; Magnoliopsida; Brassicales; Brassicaceae. The record is from the annotation of a GenBank genome assembly.
AUGAUGGGCUCGGAGAAUGCCGAUGGGUUCGAAGAGACCAAUCUCAAUGCUCCGAGGGAGGAGAUGGAGAAUCUCGUCCUAGGGGUAAAUGGCGACGCAGCCGGCGGUGACGGUCCUCUGACGAAAAGCGAUGUCAACGGCGAUUCAUCGAACUCUGGUUAUCGUAGCGCCAUGUCAACACUUUCCAACGUGCACGACCCGCUCUCGCCGCUCCCGACCGUUCUGACUCCGGCUGAUUCUGAUCCACUUUUUGCGCCAUCCUCUUACAGCGAUGUCCGCAGCCUCGGCUCCAAGCUCAACAGCAGCGAUAACUCCUACAUCGAGCCUCCGUCUUAUGCAGAUGUUAUCUUCAGCCCUUUUGAUGAAAACUCGGACAGCGAGAUCAACGGCGGCGAGGAUAGCAGCCGUCAGAGUCUAUCUUCAGAGUCGCUAUCGAGAUCUCCUUCUUCUUCAAGCUCGGACUACAUCAAGAUCACUGUGUCGAACCCUCAGAAAGAGCAGGAGGCUUCAAAUUCCAUUGUUCCUGGAGGAAACACUUACAUCACCUACCAAAUUACGACCAGAACGAAUCUCCCUGACUUCGGUCCGUCGGAGUUCAGCGUGCGAAGAAGGUUCAGAGAUGUUGUCACAUUGGCAGAUCGAUUGGCGGAGUCGUACAGAGGGUUCUGCAUACCACCGCGGCCAGACAAGAGCGUCGUGGAGAGCCAAGUAAUGCAGAAGCAAGAGUUCGUGGAGCAGAGAAGGGUUGCAUUGGAGAAAUACUUGCGCAGGCUCAGUGCACACCCUGUUAUCAGGAACAGCGACGAGCUGAAAGUGUUUCUUCAGGUGCAAGGGAAGUUGCCACUGCCGACGAGCACUGAUGUGGCCUCUAGGAUGUUGGAUGGCGCGGUGAAGCUUCCGAAACAGUUGUUUGGUGAAGGCGGAGCCUCCGCAGUGCCAGUGCACGAGGUGGUUCAGCCUGCCAGAGGAGGUAGGGAUCUGCUGCGAUUAUUCAAGGAGCUGAGGCAGUCAGUUUCUAAUGACUGGGGUGGAUCAAAACCUCCCGUUGUUGAAGAAGAUAAAGAAUUCUUGGAAAAGAAGGAGAAGAUGCAUGAUCUUGAGCAGCAAAUUGUUAAUUCCUCGCAGCAGGCAGAGUCUCUUGUGAAGGCACAGCAAGACAUGGGGGAAACCAUGGGUGAACUGGGAUUAGCAUUCAUUAAGCUGACGAAGUUCGAGAACGAAGAAGCUGUUUUUAACUCCCAAAGAACUCGUGCUACUGAUAUGAAGAAUUUAGCCACUGCGGCUGUAAAAGCAAGCAGAUUUUAUAGGGAGCUGAAUUCCCAGACUGUCAAACAUUUGGACACACUACAUGAGUACCUUGGCAUGAUGAUGGCUGUCCAAGGCGCAUUCGCAGAUAGAUCCAGUGCUUUACUGACAGUGCAGACGCUUCUAUCAGAGCUUUCUUCGCUGCAAGCAAGAGCCGAAAAGCUAGAGGCUGCAUCAUCAAAGGUAUUUGGUGGUGACAAAUCAAGGAUCCGGAAGAUAGAAGAGUUAAAAGAAACCAUCAAGGUCACUGAGGAUGCAAAAAAUGUUGCCAUCAGAGAGUAUGAACGGAUCAAGGAUAACAACCGAUCUGAGGUUGAGAGGUUGGAUGGAGAAAGGCGUGCAGACUUCAUAAACAUGAUGAAGGGUUUUGUUGUUAACCAGGUUGGAUACGCAGAGAAAAUCAGCAACGUUUGGGCAAAGGUUGCUGAAGAAACGAGCCAAUACGAUAGAGAGAAGCAGAGCAGCUAA